AUGAUUUACGAAGUCGAUAACUUUGACUGGAAAAAUGUCAUUUACGAAAACCUUCUAGUUUUAAAAAGUGUAGGUUUGUGGCCGAAAGGCAACGGAUUGUACAAUCGUGAUGUUUACUUAGUUUACGCCCUCUCAUUAGCAGUUUUUCUCGUCGCUGGAUUUAACCUAUCGCAACUAAUCAACAUCUACUUCAUCUACACCGAUUUUGAAGUUUUAACGUCGAGUAUUCUAUUGAUGACCACUAAUCUUCUGGCGAUCACGAAAAUGUGCCUCUUCUUAAAAAAUGUUCCGAAAAUUAAGAAUAUUCUGAACACUUUAAACACACUGGAUUUUCGCCCGAAAACUCCAAGCCAACUUGAACUAAUAAAGCCUUCUUUGAAAAGGUGGAAAAGAAUUUAUAUUUGGUAUCACACGGUUGUAAUUUUCAAUUUAUUGAUGUGGUCAGUUGCUCCCAUUUUGGGUGAUUUGGAAGAACAUCGACUACCUUUUGCAGCUUGGUUUCCUUUUGAUACUCAGGUGUUACCAAAUUAUGCAGCUGCUUAUGUUUAUCAAAUGGUCUGUAUGUGGCCUAUGAGUGUAUGUAAUAUGAAUCUGGACUGCAUAGUAAUGGCAUUGAUGAUGUUGUUGUGUGUCCAAUGUGAUCUUUUGUGUUACAACUUAAGAAGUCUUCAUUCACUAUCAUUUGAUAAGGAGCUCGUGGAAUGUAUCAAAAGACAUAAGGUUAUUGUAAGCUUAGCCAAAACCAGCAAUGAUUUUUUCAACUGGAUUAUCUUAGGGCAAUUUGCUACCAGUACUUCAGUGACUGCGUUAAUUAUGUUUCAGUUAACUUUGGUUAGUCCAGUAAGCGGAGAAGGCCUAUCUCACAUGUUCUAUAUCCACGGAAUUACAACGCAAAUUUUCUUGUACUGCUGGUUUGGAAACGAGUUGGAAGUUAAGAGUAGUCGUAUUCCAAAUGCUGUAUACGAAUCGAAUUGGAUUUAUCAACCUCCAAAAGUUAAGAGAAACAUAAUUUUCUUCUGCAUUAGAUGUCAACGUCCCAUUAAAAUUACCGCCAUCAAGCUGUUUUCGCUGUCUCUGCAAACUUUUAUUGCUAUUAUGCGAUCAGCGUACUCCUAUUUUGCCUUGUUAUCGAAUGUCAAUGCAUAG
This is a messenger RNA of Zophobas morio, 1146 nucleotides long. RefSeq names its product odorant receptor Or1-like. NCBI's taxonomy places the organism in Eukaryota, Metazoa, Arthropoda, Insecta, Coleoptera, Tenebrionidae. Gene Ontology annotation, biological process: detection of chemical stimulus involved in sensory perception of smell; sensory perception of smell. The record is from RefSeq and is a predicted model, not a curated record. The transcript is spliced from 5 exons. Gene Ontology annotation, molecular function: olfactory receptor activity; odorant binding. The coding region runs from base 1 to 1146 and encodes 381 amino acids. Gene Ontology annotation, cellular component: plasma membrane.